Messenger RNA from Nannospalax galili (Upper Galilee mountains blind mole rat), 1405 nucleotides. RefSeq names its product PDZ and LIM domain 4 (gene Pdlim4). Bases 1 to 1299 code for a protein of 432 amino acids. The record is from RefSeq and is a predicted model, not a curated record. Gene Ontology annotation, cellular component: adherens junction; stress fiber; Z disc. The transcript is spliced from 10 exons. Lineage: Eukaryota; Metazoa; Chordata; Mammalia; Rodentia; Spalacidae. Gene Ontology annotation, biological process: actin cytoskeleton organization; muscle structure development; heart development. Gene Ontology annotation, molecular function: actin binding; muscle alpha-actinin binding.
AUGGCAACAUUUGAGGCUGGGAGAAGCUGGGUGAUCCUGGCUGCCUGUGCCUUCCGCCUGACUGACAACUGGAUGAGCAAAAGGAUGGAGACCACCUUAAGGCCUCAGGGCCAGGGCCUCAUGGGCUCAGUUGGAUGCCCUCUGGAACCCUGCAGUGAUCAGUACUGCAGGCUGGGCAAGAGGAAGGCACGUUCCACCAAGGAUGCAGAUGUCUGUGAACUCCAGCCUAGUGGCUGGGAGAAGAGAGCUGAGCCCCGAAGGACAGCUGAAGGACACAUUGGCUUCAAGAGGCUGAGGCUGAAUGGAGCAGGCUCCACCCACAAACCAGUGGCCAUUGGGCCAGAGCAGUUCCGCCUGGUGGGCGGCCGGGACUUCAGCGCACCCCUCACCAUCUCGCGGGUCCAUGCUGGCAGUAAGGCUGCCCUGGCUUCCCUGUGCCCAGGUGACCUGAUCCAGGCCAUCAAUGGAGAGAGCACAGAGCUCAUGACACACCUGGAGGCGCAGAACCGCAUCAAAGGCUGUCAUGAUCACCUCACACUGUCUGUGAGCAGGCCUGAGAACAAGAGCUGGCCCAGUUCCCCUGAUGACAAGGCUCAAGCACACAAGAUCCACAUCGACCACGAGGCCCAGGAUGGCAGUCCAGUGACCAGCAGGCGGUCCUCAGUCACAGGGAUUGGACUGGAAGAUAGCAGAUCAAGCCUGGGAUCUCCAUACGGGCAGCCACCUCGCCUUCCAGUCCCUCACAAUGGCAAUAGCAAUGAGGCCACUCUGCCAGCCCAGAUGAGUGCCCUGCAUGUGUCUCCACCCUCCAGCACUGAUCCAGCCAGAGUUCUCCCUCGGAACCGGGACUGCAGGGUAGACCUGGGUUCAGAGGUGUACAGGAUGCUAAGGGAGCCGUCAGAGCCAACAGCCUCAGAGCCCAAGCAAUCUGGCUCCUUCCGCUACUUGCAAGGCAUGCUAGAGGCCGGUGAAGGUGGGGAGCGACCUGGAUCUGGUGGUCCUCGGAACAUCAAGCCAGCCGCCAGCAAGCUGGGUGCUCCGUUGAGCGGCCUUCAGGGAUUGCCAGAGUGCACACGCUGUGGUCACGGGAUUGUGGGCACCAUCGUCAAGGCCCGGGACAAGCUCUACCACCCUGAGUGCUUCAUGUGUAGUGACUGUGGCCUGAAUCUCAAGCAGCGAGGUUAUUUCUUCCUGGAUGAAAGGCUGUACUGUGAGAACCAUGCCAAGGCACGAGUCAAGCCACCCGAGGGCUAUGAUGUGGUGGCCGUGUACCCCAACGCCAAGGUGGAACUUGUUUGAAUGAGGACACCUUGCACCCCCCUGCUUCAUUUAAUGUCUCUGCGUGGCCCCGUGUAAAUAUGUUUCCCCUGGCCUCUCUAAUAAAGUCCCUUUGUGCUCUCUGGAA